UAGAAACCGAAUGAAGCUAGAUCUACUGUCAUCUAUUAUGACAAUCCGCUCAGGUUUAAAACGCGAAGGAAAGUGUUGCAAUAAUUACAUCUUGCCAAAUUCUGUAGUCCAGAUAGAAAUAGGAACGAAAGAAGUGUACUUAAAAUCAGAAGGUGUAGAGGAAACCGACUCACGCGCAGUUGGGACGGUUAUAGUUUUGGUGAUUUGGCUCUCGCGGCGAAUACGUAAUAAUGGACAACGAAAAGUGCCGUUUACUAAUUCAAUUGUAUAGCGAUAAAGAAUUUUUGUGGAACAGCAAAUCCACCCAAUACCACAAUAAAUCGCUGAGGUAUGAUGCGUGGGUAGAAAUCAGUAAGAAAAUGGAUAUACCUAUUCCUGACUUGAAAAAGAAAAUGACUACACUUUUGGCGUCCUACAGAAGAGAAAAAUCUAGAAUAGCUAAAAGUUGUCGUACUGGUUCUGCCACAAAUGAAGUUUACGUUUCGAAGUGGUUUGCUUUCGAUGACUUUAAUUUCAUGAGGGAUAAAGAUCUACCCAAUGAAACAUUGGACACAAUGUCUGAAAAUUCGGCAACAGCACAAAUUGCACAAAAUAAUGAUACAGGACCAAUUACACCUUCUGCUAUGGAACAAGAAAUAGAACCACCAAGUGACAUUAUGAACGCUCCAGAUAGUCUGAGAGUAAAGAAAAAGAAAAAGGCAAACGCUGAAGAAGAUUCCCCUAUGCUGAAAAAAGCAUUUCAGGUUCUCACUGAAUCCGCUGCAUCAUCUGCUGACUCAUAUUUUUCUUACGGCCAGCACAUUGCUAAUGAGCUCCGUAAAUAUGAUUCACGCACUUUAACAUACGUGAAGCAAGCUAUUAACAGUGUAAUAUUUGAAGCUGACUUAGGAAAAUAUUCUAGUUAUGGGUGUUGUACCCAAAAUUCACAGUCACACUACACCUCAACGCCGUCUCCUCAGGCCUCGACUCCGUCUUCUCAGAUUCCAGACACUACUCCUACUGCUGAACGUGAACCAACGCCAUUGCCUAUGGACGAUUUUUUCCCCUAA
Molecule: messenger RNA, 1049 nt
Organism: Pieris napi
Lineage: Eukaryota; Metazoa; Arthropoda; Insecta; Lepidoptera; Pieridae
Exons: 3
Coding region: 231-1049 (272 amino acids)
Source: RefSeq, a predicted model, not a curated record